Messenger RNA from Hevea brasiliensis (rubber tree), 3471 nucleotides. RefSeq lists its product as uncharacterized. The transcript has 10 exons. Bases 258 to 962 code for a protein of 234 amino acids. Lineage: Eukaryota; Viridiplantae; Streptophyta; Magnoliopsida; Malpighiales; Euphorbiaceae. The record is from RefSeq and is a predicted model, not a curated record.
AACAGUCAACGGAAGGGAAAAAGAAAAACGAAAAUAACUAGCUUUUGUGCUUCUCCAGCAGUCAAUCAGUUCACGCGCUCUUGACCAAACCUCCAUCCCUUCCUUUACGGAGAGGAGCAAAUGGACAAAAGUCGCGCUCUCUUUUGUGUGUGUGUGUGUGUAUAUAUAUAUAUAUAUGUCCCAAGCACCAAGAAGAGAUCAAGUAAAGGUUCAGGCAUUUGUGGGAUAACAGAACUUAAAAGACACAGCGGAGAGGGAUGAGGCCAAAUUGGGAGUUGAAGAAUUGCUGCAACCAUGAGCAAGUAGUGUUUCUUGUUACUGUCUCUGUCUGUACUGUUGUCAUUUUUGCGUUAUGGAGAACAGUACUUCUGAGACCAUUCAAGCUUGUGACAGUAUUCCUUCACGAGGCAAGCCAUGCUAUUGCUUGUAAAUUAACAUGUGGCCAUGUGGAAGGGAUUCAGGUUCACGCAGAUGAAGGUGGAACCACUCAAACGCGUGGUGGUGUGUACUGGUUGAUCUUGCCAGCUGGAUAUCUCGGUUCCUCCUUUUGGGGAAUGGUUUUAAUACUUGCAUCCACAAAUCUUCUUACAGCAAGAAUUGCAGCAGGAUGUUUUGUUGUUGCUCUACUUGUUGUACUGUUGGUGGCUAAAAAUUGGACUCUUCGGGGACUUUGUAUUGGGUUUGUUGUUUUCCUUGGAGUGAUUUGGGUCCUGCAAGAAACAACAAAAGUUCGUAUUCUUCGGUAUACUAUUCUAUUCAUUGGUGUAAUGAACAGCUUGUUUUCAGUUUACGAUAUCUAUGAUGAUCUGAUAUCCCGUAGAGUUAAUUCUAGUGAUGCUGAAAAAUUUGCAGAAGUUUGCCCUUGCCCAUGCAAUGGCAUGGGCUGGGGCAUCAUUUGGGGUUUAAUAUCAUUCUUGUUUCUUUGUGGGGCCGUGUACCUCGGUAUCGUGAUAUUGUCUUGAGGAUUAGGAAUUCUGCUUCAAGUUGUAUGAUCACUUGGAGCCUAGACAAGGCAUCAACUUAAUUGCAACUUCCAGCUCUUAUCAAAUGGCAUCUCAUUUUAUAGAGAUGCUUUGACAAUGGCUUCAGCUGAAGGCAAAUGGAAUUGGUUAGUACCUGUAAUCCUUGUCUACUUCAUUGCAUUUACAUCAAACAAGUUAUUCUUGAUUUGUAUUUUGUUGUGGUGGCUGAGCAAAAAUUUGUUGAAACCCCAUAAGCAAAACUAAUCCAAUAUUCAGAUACAUCCCAUUCAAAUGGGAAAAAUUAAAUUUGAUUUUUAAAUUGUUCAGAUGAAAGUUAGAUUACUUCGAUUCACGAGUUAAUAUUAAAAGCAUGAAUUUAGAGAGCUCAUUUGAUUGUGAGUUAAUGAAAUCAAUGCAAAAAAACUCAUUUAGGCCUCUUAAACUACGCAUAAAAGUCGAUUAAAUCCUUAUAAACUUUAUAAUUUCUAAAAUAAAAUAAUAGUUUUUUAGAGGUCGUGCGCCUAAAUAUUAUGCAACACCUCCAGUUUCACGUAAAAAAAAACCCUUGGAUUUCUAUAUAAAUGUCAUCGUAAACUACUACUAACACCUUGUAUUAGAGGUGGUCAGAGUAUGGUUUGGAACUAAAAUUGAAACUGGACUGGUACAACUUGGAAUGGAAAUUAAUUAAAUGUGAACUGAACAAAUUUGGCUUCAAUCCAAUGGAAUCGUCCAGUCUGAUUUCAAGCCAUAAAAAAAAUUUUUUCCUUUUAAAAAAAGAAAAAAAUAAUAAAAAAUUUUAAAAGUUGAAUUUAAUCAAAACUGAAUCAAAUCAAAAGGCUAGAUUCCAAUCUCCUUGCCCUUGAAUCAAAAUGGGAUAAAUUACCCAAAAAGUAUUAUGUGAUUUCACUCAUUUUUCACUUCAAAGUCUGUGACUUAUUUUGCGACAAAGUGAUAUUUAAGGUUUUGCACCGUUAGCAAACGGCGAUUUUCCAUCUUUUCUCCAUCAAAUGUUGCUGACAUACAUGAAAAAGGGCUGACGUAGAGUAGAACAAAUUAACAUGGACAAAAUUUGACUCAAAUAAAAAACCUAAAGUUAUGCAAUAUAAAAUAGACUAGUGACAAAUUUUUCCCUCUGCGAAUUUUUUAUAUUGUGACUUAAGCUUAUAAGUUUCUUGAUUUGUUCCUCGCUUGUUGUAUACAUAGAUAUCCCCUUCAAAAAUUGCUGUACACAGAGAAUAUACCCAAAGCUUGCAACAUGAAUAUCCCGAACAACAUACUAUACUAAACACAGACAAUGUAACCAUCUUUUUUCCAUUUUCAAAUAUGAUCAUUAUUAGCACGAACAAUUAUAAGACUAAUGUAGUUCGUCCUGGAGGGGGCACAAGGAGAAAAAGAUGAUCUAGGUGUCACCAAAUCAACUAAUCAAAUAAUAUAAGCACCUUUCAACUAUUUAAUUAAUAAGGCAUGAUUAACACUAAUUUUGUGAAGUCUACUAGCAAGAUAGAACAAAACACAUGGCACUUUAAUCAAUGAGAAGCAUAGAAAAUUUUUAAUGCACCCAUAAGUUCAAAAUAGAAAUAAACUGUGAAGAAUAAGAGAAAGAAGAAAGAAGAAAGGAAGAAGGAAAAGAAGUUGCACCGCAGAUUUAUUAGUUUCUUGUACAAGUUGCUUUAAGGUCCAAUUUGGUUGUCUUUUCAAACAGCUUGAACGUGAUAUUCUCCAAUUCCCCAUGAUCCCUCCUGGUUCUCUUCAUGUCUGACUGUUUAACUGGUGAUGUUUUCCUCUUAUCCUGCUAAUAGAAAACUGACAAUAAGAAACAAAAAUUAAAAUUUCACCUAUUGACUACAAAAUGCAUAAUUAAUGAAAACAAUUAAUGUUUCAUAUAUACAAACAGUUAAAAUCAUUGUAUGUGGUUUUUAAAUUCUGUUCUAUUCUGUUUUUCUCAUCAAAAAUAGAGGAGUCCAUUGGUGACAUCUAAAAUGAUGCUCAGGUUAGUCCAUUACUCUCAUGUAUGGAUAUACUAUGGUUCUAUUUGUACUCCUAUUUAGUUUCAGGCUAGCAUUAUAGCUCUUCUUGGGAAUUAUUGUUUGCAUGAUGUCACUACACAUGUAUUUUGCACCCCUAGGAGUGUGCUUGUGGAUCUCCCUUCCGUGGGGAAGGCUAACCGAGAGAGUUUCAUAAAUGUUUCUAUUGAAAGAAGAACAAACUCUUGAGUCAUGAUGUAUCAUUUUAGUUGAAAGCUAACAAUUCUUUGGUUAGUUUUUGAUUAAAAUUAUUGUUUUUCCUUAGUGAUUUGCUAAAAAAAAGAGCAUUGAUCAUUUUUUUUUAUAGUGGACCUACUUCGAUAAACUAAUUUAAUUCCACAAAAAAAUUGCUCUGGAAAAAUUGGGUUGGAGCAAUCCCACUUGCAACUUGAAGAUGAAGAGCAAUCCCAAUUGUAGCUCGAAGAUGAAGUAAUCCCAUUUUACAUAUUUUUAAUUUUGUCAAAUUAUUAAAAAAUAAUUUUUUA